This is a messenger RNA of Sorex fumeus (smoky shrew), 859 nucleotides long. It is a transcript of the gene USE1, whose product is annotated as unconventional SNARE in the ER 1. Gene Ontology annotation, biological process: retrograde vesicle-mediated transport, Golgi to endoplasmic reticulum. Gene Ontology annotation, cellular component: SNARE complex; endoplasmic reticulum. The coding region runs from base 34 to 855 and encodes 273 amino acids. The record is from RefSeq and is a predicted model, not a curated record. Gene Ontology annotation, molecular function: SNAP receptor activity. The transcript is spliced from 8 exons. NCBI's taxonomy places the organism in Eukaryota, Metazoa, Chordata, Mammalia, Eulipotyphla, Soricidae.
UCCGCCCAGAGGGCACUUCCGCCCUUCCCGAAGAUGGCGCCAGCGGAAAACGCGGGCUACUGCCGAGCGGUGACGACCGCGUCCAGACUGGAGCUGAACCUGGUGCGGCUGCUCUGCCGCUGCGAGUCGAUGGCAGCGGAGAAGCGGGACCCUGACGAAUGGCGCCUGGAAAAGUAUGUGGGGGCCCUCGAGGACAUGCUGCAGGCCCUGAAGUCCCAGAUCAGCAAACCCGCCUCAGAGGUGCUCAAUGAAUAUUCCCGCAAAGUGGAUUUUCUGAAGGGGAUGCUGCAGGCAGAGAAGCUGACAUCCUCCUCCGAGAAAGCUCUGGCCAACCAGUUCCUGGCCCCAGGGCGUGUGCCAACCACUGCCAGGGAGCGGGUUCCGGCUACCAAGACAGUGCAUCUGCAGUCCCGGGCGCGGUACACCAGCGAGAUGCGCAGCGAGCUGCUGGGAACGGACUCUGCGGAAGAGCUCCAGCUGCCUGUGAGGAAAAGGAGUGGGGCGGCAGGUCCCAGGCCAGGGGAUGAGAAGCAGUCGGCUGCCGAGCUCGACCUGGUCCUCCAGCGUCAGCAGCAGCUGCAAGAGAAGCUGGCGGAGGAGAUGCUGGGCCUGGCACGGAGCCUCAAGACCAACACACUAGCGGCCCAGAGCGUCAUCAAGAUGGACAAUCAGACCCUGUCGCACUCACUGAAGAUGGCUGAUCAGAACCUGGAGAAGCUGAAGACGGAGUCCGAGCGGCUGGAGCAGCAUGCGCAGAAGUCGGUCAACUGGCUGCUCUGGGCCAUGCUCGUCAUCGUCUGCUUCAUCUUCAUCAGCAUGAUACUCUUCAUCCGCAUCGUGCCCAAGCUCAAAUAAAGGU